GGCUACGGCCGGGAAGGACCGCAAUCACACAUCUUGCGCCGGAGGAAACGCCGUGACGGUAUAUAUCCAUUGUGGCGGCACGAAAGGAGAUUCACCCGGUGGAAUACUCCUUCUGUGGUACGGAGUGUAUGGCACUCGUACAGCGCACUUACUUGCUGUUGUGUUAUGUGGGACUCUCCCUACGGCGGUGCUUGUGGCACACAUCCACUGACAUGGUACAAGUAGCGAGCAAGUCUCCGGCAUACGAGGUAUUUCUCCGCCGGCAAUGCCAUGUCAACCCACGAUUCAAGUUUCGAGUCAUUGAAACGUCGCACAGUGGUGAGAUCUUACUCGGAAGUGUGACACGCAGAGGUACGUGGAGUGAGUGCGACUGCGACUGGAAGAGAGCUGGCAUAAUAACCUCGACGCCUGCCCUGAUUCAGUCCAAAUCACUCAAGCCACCUCGAUACUCUAGCCGAGUACCUGGUCCUCUCGCAUCGCAGCUGCGAGUGAGCAAAUGCUCGAGCUUGAGACAGUGAGGCAAGACCCGAACCCAAAUGCACAUAUCGUUCAACAAGUAUUGCCAUACUACAAUAUGCGCGGUGCCAGCCUUGUUUUCACGGUGUAUAAAUCCACCGAGGACAAAUUGUGUCUCAUAUAUCACAAAUAACAAGGCGCCCUCUCCGCUCGGUCCGCAUACACACAACCUUGACAUCCACAGGCAAUCCCAUAACGGUAGAAAUAGAAAUGU
Messenger RNA from Exophiala viscosa, 730 nucleotides. RefSeq lists its product as uncharacterized. The coding region runs from base 129 to 518 and encodes 129 amino acids. NCBI's taxonomy places the organism in Eukaryota, Fungi, Ascomycota, Eurotiomycetes, Chaetothyriales, Herpotrichiellaceae. The record is from RefSeq and is a predicted model, not a curated record. The transcript has a single exon.